AUGUCACUCCUGAAAAGAGAGCAAGCAAAGCUCUUAAUGACUUAUAAAGCGCGCGGCUAUGCUCCUGGCGUAGCAACAAAGCCGAGGGAUGGAUUGAUUAAUCUCAUAUCUAAGGGUUACGUAAAACUCAUCUUCCUGUCGUUGUUUACGCGACUCUACGAGGCAAAAGCCUUUUUCUUAUGUGCUAGCCUAAAUGUUGCAAAAGUUGCCUCCACGUUAAAUGUCAAAUAUGAAAUUUCCGGAGACAAGAACUUUACGUCUUUGCAAUUACUAAUAGGUCUUUCGUGUGUGAUGCCGCCGAGCGUAGUACCGUCCCUUCAACCACAAGAUGAGUCCCCACCAUCCUUGAAUCCUUCUUGCUGUAUUAAGCCGUCAAUGAGUCUUCCCCCGCGUCCAACAACAGCCAGUGUAAACCCUUUCAAGAAUGCUGCAGCAAUCACGCGUGCUCGUACUCACAGCUUUCCGACCGUCAACGAACAGAUUCUGGGAAAAUCGAGCUUAUGGAUGCAGAAAGCCGUAGACCGCGGGAUUUUCCGUCGCUUUGAAGAGGUCAGUAAUGAAGUCGAUAGUCUCAGGCGUAUCCAAAAUCUGGACUUACCCUCUUUGGAGGCGAAAGUCGUGGCCGAAGUCGGGUCAGAGCUUGCAUUAAAGCAGGCAAAUCUUGGUCAAACAAGGCACCAAUCCUUUCGCAUACGUGAAGUUCGAAACCACAUAAAUAAGCAGUUUGAGGCCCAGCAGGAUCGCAGUGCGCUUAAGGAGUACCUAGCCAUUGCAACGGGAUCUGCUGAACAUCAGGAAAACGAGACCGACGAACUCAAGGAGAAACCUGGGUAUCAAAGUGUUUGUAGUCAGUCUGAACACGAAAAUCAAGUGGAGCAAAGCGUUACUUGUGCACAGCUCGGAGACUUAUGUGCUACGAAUGAUAAAAACACAGAUAUCGUGGACCGUCUUGAGCAGCUUGAAAGAGAAAAGCAAAGGCUUUUAGGUGUUUUGGUCAGAACACUUCGUCUUCCUGAUGCACUGCAGAUGCAUACAAAUGUAGCCAUGUAUUCAUCCGAGGUGCAAUCAUGCAAGUCCAUCAAAAAACAGGUUGAUCGCGCUGCAGCUCUUUACUACCAGGCUUUGCAGCUGCUGCGCAUGGCCAUGACUACUGUGGUAUCAUCCCAGUACUCAGGUUCUGUGAGAGAAUUUGCCAACGGCCCGUAUGCUUUUACGGUGGAAGCUGGUCAACUCAUGCAGGCUGCAGUCAUUGGCAUUCAGCCUGAGGCCCGCCGCCGUUAUAGGCAAUUUGCUUCGGAGCUGCAAAAGCUGCGCCUUCCAAAGUUUCAUCAAGUAGUAAGCGAUUUUGUGCGUCGCGCACAGACUAACUUUAACCCGCGCAGUGCGCUUGCUCAAGAAGCUGCCAGAAGGCUUCCGGCGUGUGAGACUACAAUGGUCAUGACUCAUAAGCUCGUGAUUGAGAAGCUGGAAUUGCUGGAUCGAUGGAAACUCACGUUAGAACUGGACCAAGCUCACGCACAGAUCUCACAGCGUCGUCUCGAGACUCAUCUACAGCAGCGCUUGGCUUUAUUGGCUCGAUCUGUGUCGGUCUGA
This is a messenger RNA of Plasmopara halstedii, 1593 nucleotides long. RefSeq lists its product as uncharacterized. Lineage: Eukaryota; Oomycota; Peronosporomycetes; Peronosporales; Peronosporaceae. Bases 1 to 1593 code for a protein of 530 amino acids. The record is from RefSeq and is a predicted model, not a curated record. The transcript has 5 exons.